Lactuca saligna is the source of this 450-nucleotide messenger RNA. The record is from the annotation of a GenBank genome assembly. Lineage: Eukaryota; Viridiplantae; Streptophyta; Magnoliopsida; Asterales; Asteraceae.
AUGCAUCUCACAAGGGAUGAUGAUAAUGGUCAAGCUGUAGUCCAAUACAUUAAAGUAUUGUUUGUUAAUGAAUUGGUGAAAUUUGGGUACAACGAGUGGUUUCAACUUUUGGAAUUAGUUAAAAAGCAGAAAGGAAAAUAUACUAAGGAAUUAAGGCUUGUACUGGAGAAACUUAUCAAAAAGGUGAAGGGUCUUGACUCAGUGCUAAAAACUCCCACUAAACCUUCCUCAAACUCAGGGUUUGCUUUAGUGCACGGGAAGAGAGCUUCUCUCAAUGUGAAAUUCCUUCUUCCUUAUGGAACUAAAGUGAUUGAUAAUUAUUUACCAAUCAAUAUUAAUCCAAUUCAAAACACGUUGAUUCAUAAACAUGGGCAUGGCAUUUUCUACAUGGAUGAAUCACAAUGUAUAUAUUUCCAACACUCAAAUGAUCUUGCCAAAGUGUCCACUUAG